Molecule: messenger RNA, 558 nt
Organism: Ceratosolen solmsi marchali
Lineage: Eukaryota; Metazoa; Arthropoda; Insecta; Hymenoptera; Agaonidae
Product: histone H2B
Exons: 1
Coding region: 42-416 (124 amino acids)
Cellular component (GO): nucleosome
Molecular function (GO): protein heterodimerization activity; DNA binding; structural constituent of chromatin
Source: RefSeq, a predicted model, not a curated record
GUUAGAUUCUCUUUGAGAAUAAAGCUAUCUGUACGUGUAUAAUGGCACCCAAAGCGAGCGGCAAGGCAGUGAAGAAGUCGGGCAAGGCCCAGAAGAACAUCACCAAGGGCGACAAGAAGAACAGAAAGAAGCGCAGGAAGGAGAGCUACGCAAUCUACAUCUACAAGGUGCUGAAGCAGGUACACCCGGACACUGGUGUGUCGAGCAAAGCCAUGAGCAUUAUGAACAGCUUCGUGAACGACAUCUUCGAGCGUAUCGCCGCCGAGGCUUCGCGUCUCGCUCAUUACAACAAACGCUCGACCAUCACGUCCCGGGAGAUCCAGACGGCCGUGAGGCUGCUGCUUCCCGGUGAGCUGGCCAAGCACGCCGUCAGCGAGGGCACCAAAGCCGUCACCAAGUACACCAGCUCGAAGUAAAUGCCUGUGGUUUUUCUUUUCAUUUUUUUUUUUUGGUAGUCCCGGAGCAUUGGACAGCAAAAACGAUAAAAACAUCAUUUCAUCGGCCCUUUUCAGGGCCACCAAAUAAUUUAACUCGAGGAAAAAAACUACGAUUAUUUUU